Messenger RNA from Echinococcus granulosus, 849 nucleotides. RefSeq names its product Transcriptional activator protein Pur-alpha. Gene Ontology annotation, cellular component: nucleus. Gene Ontology annotation, biological process: regulation of transcription by RNA polymerase II. Lineage: Eukaryota; Metazoa; Platyhelminthes; Cestoda; Cyclophyllidea; Taeniidae. The transcript has 2 exons. The record is from RefSeq and is a predicted model, not a curated record. Gene Ontology annotation, molecular function: DNA-binding transcription factor activity, RNA polymerase II-specific; purine-rich negative regulatory element binding; RNA polymerase II transcription regulatory region sequence-specific DNA binding. Bases 1 to 849 code for a protein of 282 amino acids.
AUGUCUGGAAACAACGAGCAGCGCAGAGGAGCGCCACAAAUCGAAGAACAAGAAUUGGCCACCAAGACAAUACAGAUUCAAAAUAAGCGUUUUUACCUUGACGUCAAGCAGAAUUCGCGCGGUCGGUUCAUAAAGAUCACUGAGGCUGCCGUAGGUGGUCAAAAGUCUCGGAUUUUGAUGUCAAUCCCCGCCGCUCAAGCGCUCCGGGAAAAGUUGGAAAAACUACUCGAGGUUCUUAACAAGCUUCCCCCGCACGACCCUAAAUCACUUGCUACUGACGGUUUAAUUGAAUCCGAAGCCAUUGCAAGGGAUAAUCGUCGCUACUAUCUUGACCUCAGGGAGAACGAGCGCGGUCGAUUUUUAAGGAUGUCAAUGCUCUCAAUGGGUGUUCGUGUGCAAAUAGCUUUACCAGCAGAUGGACUAUCGGAUAUGUGCAAUGGAAUUGCAGAACUUAUCAACGAUUAUUGCAGGGAUGAGGAUUUGAUUGCGACAUCUGAACUACCAGAAGCAAAGGUAUUGUUCGCGGGCAACAAGACGUUCUACUUUGAUGUGGGCUCUAAUCGCUACGGUGUUUUUCUCCGCAUAUCUGAAUUGCGUGCCAAUUACAGGACGGCGGUCACCAUUCCUGAACACCAUUGGUCUCGUUUCCGUGACAUCUUGGAUGAACUAGCCAGUAAACCCGAGGGCAACAAAUUGGCUGAAGAGAAGGAUGAAAAGGCUGCUGGUGUGAUGCCCAAAAAGAAAGAAGGGGAGAAUGGUGGUGAACAGAGUGGCAAUAAACUCAAGGCAGCAGAGAAUUCAACACUUGCACCACUUGCUUCUGAGCCAAGUACUAUUUCUGUGGCGUAG